Molecule: messenger RNA, 1108 nt
Organism: Prionailurus viverrinus (fishing cat)
Lineage: Eukaryota; Metazoa; Chordata; Mammalia; Carnivora; Felidae
Gene: AQP11
Product: aquaporin 11
Exons: 3
Coding region: 29-847 (272 amino acids)
Biological process (GO): transmembrane transport
Cellular component (GO): cytoplasm; membrane
Molecular function (GO): channel activity
Source: RefSeq, a predicted model, not a curated record
GGCAGCCUAGUCUGGCCUGGAGCGAGCCAUGACCGCGCUGUGGGGCCUCUGGCCCGAGGUGCAGGACAACUGCACCUCGCUGGGGCUUAUGCUGUUGCUGGUAUUGUUCAUGGGGCUGGCCCGCGUGGUCACCCGGCAGCAGCUGCACAGGUUCACGAUGAUCCACACCUUCGUCUUGGAGUUUCUGGCCACCUUCCAGCUCUGCUGCUGCACCCAUGAGCUGCAACUGCUGAGCGAGCAGGAACCCGCGCACCCCACCUGGCCGCUGACGCUAGUGUACUUCUUCUCGUUGGUGCAUGGCCUGACCCUGGUGGGCACCUCUAGCAACCCGUGUGGCGUGAUGAUGCAGAUGUUGCUGGGGGGAAUGUCCUCCGAGACGGGUGCCCUUAGGCUGUCGGCUCAGCUGAUUGGUGCCCUGUGCAGCAGGUACUGCGUAAGCGUCCUGUGGAGCCUGGGGCUGAGCAAGUAUCACCUCGACGAGAGGAGCUUCGCUUGCAGGAAUCCCAUUCAAGUGGACUUGCCCAAAGCGAUCAUCACGGAGGCCAUCUGCUCCUUUAUUUUCCACAGCGCUUUGCUGCACUUCCAGGAGGUCCGAACCAAGCUUCGUAUCCACCUGCUGGCAGCAAUCAUCACCUUUUUGGUCUACACAGGAGGAAGUCUAACAGGAGCUGUAUUUAAUCCAGCUUUGGCACUUUCACUACAUUUGAAGUGUUUUGAUGAAGCAUUCCUUCGAUUUUUUAUAGUAUAUUGGCUCGCUCCUUCUUUAGGUAUAUUGUUGAUGAUUUUGAUGUUCAACUUUUUCCUUCCAUGGCUGUAUAACAACCAUACUAUUAAUAAAAACGAGUAACUAUUCCAAAAGACUCAGACUAAGUUACAGGACAGUCAAGCUGGAGGUGAUAAAGAUUUUAUCACCUCAUAUUCAACAUCCUGGCUGCACUGGACUCAUCAAUGUUUAGCUUCCUCUGAGGAAGCUGCCUUGUAGUUUUCAUCACUGGAACUGAAAGAAAAAAUUACUGUGAAAAGGAGAUAUCCUGUGUUUCUCAGUUAAGACUUGUUCUUUUGAGUGUGUAUUAAAUGCUGCUAGAAAAGGCAUUACAUGAAAUAUAAA